Molecule: messenger RNA, 7759 nt
Organism: Loxodonta africana (African savanna elephant)
Lineage: Eukaryota; Metazoa; Chordata; Mammalia; Proboscidea; Elephantidae
Gene: SESN2
Product: sestrin 2
Exons: 10
Coding region: 364-1803 (479 amino acids)
Biological process (GO): cellular response to leucine starvation; positive regulation of macroautophagy; cellular response to L-leucine
Cellular component (GO): nucleus
Molecular function (GO): L-leucine binding; oxidoreductase activity, acting on peroxide as acceptor
Source: RefSeq, a predicted model, not a curated record
UCAGAGCCGAGCGAGCGCUGGCAGUUCCGCGGCGGGGAUGCUGAGGAGCGCAGAGUCCGCGAGCAGCCCUGGCCAUUGCGGACUUCCGAGGCGCCCCGGGCCGUGAAAACCCCCGCGCUGCGACCAGUCGUCGGAGCCCGAAGCCAUUUACCGUUCCAGAAACCGGGCUGGAGGAGAAUCCAGUGCAGCAGCGGCCGUUCUCGGAUUCUGGGCUUUCGGAGCGUUCUGGAGCCCCGAGAGGCACCUCAGGGUUCUAGAACCUCCCGUGCUGCCCGGGGUCCCGGCUUCCUACGUGCGUCCGACCAAACUCCCGCUCCGGUGCACCGGUCGUCUGCGAGCAGAGGCUCGAUCUUGGCGCAUACCAUGAUCGUUGCGGACUCCGAGCGCCGCGCGGAGCUCAAGGGCUACCUGCCGUUCACCCGGGGCGGCGGCGGCGCUGGAGCCGGAGAGGAACAGAGGGAGAGACCGUCUUGGAGAGGCCAUCGAGGGCCCAGCGCCUUCAUCCCAAUGGAGGAGAUUCUUCAGGAGGGGUCUGAGAGCCUGGAGCAGCACCUGGGGCUGGAGGUGCUGAUGUCUUCAGGGCGGGUGGACAACCUGGCAGUGGUGAUGGGUCUGCACCCUGAUUACCUUAGCAGCUUCUGGCGCCUGCACUACCUGCUGCUGCACACGGAUGGGCCCCUGGCCAGCUCCUGGCGCCACUACAUUGCCAUCAUGGCUGCUGCCCGCCACCAGUGCUCCUACCUGGUGGGCUCCCACAUGGCUGAGUUUCUGCAGACUGGUGGUGACCCCGAGUGGCUGCUGGGUCUCCACCGUGCACCCAAAAAGCUACGCAAACUCAGCGAGAUCAACAAGUUGCUGGCGCAUCGGCCAUGGCUCAUCACCAAGGAUCAUAUCCAGGCCCUGCUGAAGACGGGUGAGCACAGCUGGUCCCUGGCGGAGCUCAUUCAAGCCCUGGUCCUGCUCACUCACUGCCACUCCCUGGCCUCCUUUGUAUUUGGCUGUGGCAUCCUUCCCGAUGGGGACCCAGAGGGCAGCCCUGCCCCCCAGGCACCUUCGCCCCCCAGUGAGCAGAGCAGCCCCCCGAGCAGGGACCCACUCAACAACUCUGGGGGCUUUGAGGCCGCACGUGACGUGGAGGCUCUGAUGGAACGCAUGAGGCAGCUUCAGGAGAGCCUGCUGCGGGACGAGGGGGCGUCCCAGGAGGAGAUGGAGAGCCGCUUUGAGCUGGAGAAGUCAGAGAGUCUGCUGGUGACCCCCUCAGCUGACAUCCUGGAGCUCUCACCACGCCCAGACAUGCUGUGCUUUGUGGAAGACCCCACUUUUGGAUAUGAAGACUUCACCCGGCGAGGGGCUGAGGCACCCCCCACCUUCCGUGCCCAGGAUUACACCUGGGAAGACCAUGGCUACUCGCUGAUCCAGCGGCUCUACCCCGAGGGUGGACAGCUGCUGGAUGAGAAGUUCCAGGCAGCCUACAGUCUCACCUACAACACCAUGGCCAUGCACAGCGGUGUGGACACCUCCAUGCUCCGCAGGGCCAUCUGGAACUACAUCCACUGCGUCUUUGGCAUCAGAUAUGACGACUAUGACUAUGGGGAGGUGAACCAGCUCCUGGAGCGGAACCUCAAGGUCUAUAUCAAGACAGUAGCCUGCUACCCAGAGAAGACCACUCGGAGGAUGUACAAGCUUUUCUGGAGGCAUUUCCGCCACUCAGAGAAGGUCCACGUGAACUUGCUGCUCCUGGAGGCCCGAAUGCAAGCUGCCCUGCUCUACGCCCUUCGCGCCAUCACCCGCUACAUGACCUGACUCCUGCACAGGAUCUGGGCCAGGAGCAGCUGACCCUGCAAGGACUUCUCUGUCUGGAGACAGACCCAGACCCUUUUCCUGUCCCACGCCCACCCACCCCACUCUGGGGGUGGGCUUGUGUGUGACCUGCAGCCCCAAGCUACACCCUCCUUUUUCUCACUGGAAUGGACAGGAUCAUUGCACUGACUCUGGGAUCCCAGCACUGCCCCUGGGAGCUGGACGAGGACUAGGAGACCCCGGGGGCUAUGCCCUUUUUCCUGCCCCUGCCCCCAGAGGCAGAGGGCACAGGAAGGAAAAUGGGCCCAGCAUGGUCAUGUCUACCAGCAGGCUGGGCCUCAGGCACCACGAGUGCUGUGACCUCCCUGGACUGGGAAGUCCCUGGCUGGCCCUGAGAGAGGGGCAUACAUCUCCAGGGAUUGACACUCCAGGCAGCUCUGCCCUCCCUACCCCGCAUCCCCAGAUUUCAUUACCUCCUACCUGCAAUUCACCCAUCAAUGUGAAAGUCAGGGUCCCAGCUGGUCUGUGUGCCUACUCCCCAUCAUCGUGCUCUGUUGGGCAGUCAGAAGGCCCCUUGUUCCCCAGUUGCCCCAAUCCUAGUGUAGUUCUUUUGACCUUCUCCCUCUCCACCCUUUUUUUCCCCUGUCUGAUGGUGUGGGACCCCAGGAGAGAGACCAAGCACAUCAAAAAAAUACAUGUUUAGAGACUUUGGGCCUCUGUUGGUCACAUUGCCUUCUGAAGAAGAGGGAGUAUUAGGUUAUAAAUUCUCUGCUUUUUGGUUCUUUUUGGUUGUGGGUCAAACCUCCUCGGGGCUCCUUCCCUGGAGCCACAGUCAGGGGAGGGGGAAAAAUCUGGUUCUCCCCAGAGUUGCGCCUGCCCUGCAGAGACUGGCACCCCACUCUCCUAUCUCCAGUGGGUCUACCACAGAUGUUUGCCAAAAAGUCGAACGUUUAUUGGUGGCUCAGAUGGCACUGUGGCCCAGUGGGAGAGGCAGGAGUCACCAGUGUUCUUGUUUGGGCCUUGCCACCGGCCAGGGUGACUGUGGCUAUGUUGUCAAAGGCCUCUGUUUCCGCAGUCGUAGACUAAGAGGUGGUCUCGAUUUCUGAGUCAUCUGACUCUUCACCCUGGAAUUCCCAGGCCAAUUUACCAGCACCAAACUGAUUUCCAUGCAGAAUCUUGAAGGCCUCUGGGGACCCCUUUCCUGCUGCCAGUCUGUCCUUGCUGCCUUCUGAAGAUCCCUGUCCCCAUCCGUUUCUGUCCCCUCUCCUCAGUUUUAGGCAAGUUGCUUGGAGGCAGAAGCAGCCAAGGACUGAUCCCAGGCACUUUCUAUAGCAAAUAAGCUGUGAAUUCUGACUUAUCUUGCCCUACUUCCAGCAGUAUAUGCCUCCCCUCUGACUAGUUUGGAGGUGACUGAAGAAAGACAAGGGCCAAGAUGCUGCUGCUUCUGACCCUCCUCUCUGGAGCGGAGUGGGAGAGGAGCUGGGUCAGUGUGCCACACUUCAUACCCGUGCAGGCACGGAAAGCUACUGGCACCCCCUUCAGGCCUCAGACCCCUCUCUGCAAAGAGACUGGGCAGGAGGGAAAGGGCCCCAGCAUUAGGAUUUGGGUUCUGGAGGAGACAUGAUAACUCUGUGACUGUCCCCUGGAUGGGUGGGAAGGGUAUCCAGUGUUCAAGUGCAGAAAUCUUUGGCUUUGCUACCAGUUCCGUAUGACGACAAAUAAAGGUUCACCGAGGUUUGGUUUUGUACUUCUUGUUAAUGGUCUCUUUCUACUUCCUGGGGGCCGUGGUUCACUUCCUAGCACAAACAGGGAGCUGCAAUCGCAUCAUGAACUUGACCUGCUACCCUUGCUCUGCCAGGCCCUUGUACCCAGUGACUACAGGUUUGGGAAUGGUUGGCAUUGAAAGUACUUCUGUCCCUUGGGUAUCCAUCUGUAGCUGGCUCGGUGUUAUGGAAUAAUAAUGACCGUGUUAUUUUUCUGACAAAACCUGGCCCUGUGCUGGCUACUUGGAGGUCAUUUCUCUCAACCUGCAGCACUCCUGCAAAAGAACUGAGACUCAAAGGUGAAAUGACAUUGCCAGGGCCACAGCUAGUCAGUGGUGGAGCCAGGAUCCCAACCUGGGUCUGCUUGACCCUGAGGCCUUGGCAUUUUACCUUGGUGCUUUUACCACUACUGGGCUCACCUGGAGCGAGGAAGGCUGUUUGAGAAUCUCUGGGGAGACCUCUAGUGUCCUCUGCCCCACCACACUGUGCCUACCUGCUUCUGAUCCUUCCCUCUCCAGCACCAAGGAGACAGAACCAGGCAUCGGGUUAGAUGUGACCCCCAAGUUGUACCAGUGCCACUUAGUAGCUGUGUGACUUUGGUCAAGUUUCUUAACUUCUCUGAACACCAGGAACUAGUGAGCUUACCAGGAAAACCACAUCAUGACUUAAGAGCUAAGCCUUCUUCCACUUCCUCUAAAUACCCUGCUAUUAUACAAUGACAGCUGGAUUUCCUACAGGAAGCUCUCCCUGAUUGACUCCUCAUCCCUUUUCCCUUUGAGGUACUUCAUUUUUGCCGUAUUCCUUUACACUUACUCUUCCUUCUAGAAUCAUUUGAGAGGGUGUGAAAGUGAAUCAGGCUUGGAGUUCAAAAAUCAGAUUCUAGUCCUGAUUUUGCCACUUAUUAGUCAAGGGGCCCCAGAGGAUUGAUUAAUCUCAUUGUGCCAAACAUUUCCUCAGCCAUAAAGAUGGUGGUAAAAUGUUUACCUUGCCUAUUGUACCUAAAGAUAAUGGAUGUGUAAGCUAUAAGGUGCUGAAGGGGUGCAAGGAAUGUGGAAGCUUGAUACUUCUGCUUCUCCCAGAGCCGUGUCUUCAUUUCUUUCCCAGACAGCAUUUACUGAAUGUGAUUGUGCCAGACGUUUUCAAAAUUAAUCUCUUACUCUUUACAACAACGCUGGGAGAAAGGGGUGGUGUUCCCAUUUUGCAGAUAUGGAAAUGGACCCUCAAGUGAAAGUCUAGGGAAUGCCAACGUAACAGACAGAGGUUCAAAUUCUAGCAUGAACAUUUAAUGUCUGUUUAUGCAAAUUACUUUAAUCCUCCCUUACAUUCUCUAUCUUUGGGAAGGAAUGAAUACCUAGGUCUUGGAGGUUGUGAGGAUUAAAUAAUGCAUGAAAACCACCUAGCACUGUUCAGGUAACCUGGCACCUAGCAUUAGUGAGCCGUUCAGUAUGCCCAGGGUCGAGCUGCUGAACUAGGAUUUGAAUCCUUGUCAGUCUGAUUCCAGAGCUCUUUGUUUUGCAUUGUUUUUGUCCCCAAAUUCCCUAGGCCUUUGAUCUGCAUAUUUUUUUAUCUUGUUCAUUUCCAUGGGCAUGUGGAAUUGAAAAUGCUAGGCUCCAGAUUCUGUCUAAUCUGUCUUAUCCUUCUGCAGCCUGCAACCCAGGACCUGGGCACACCUAAAAUGCAAAGUUUGGAGUUUAGGGGAAGUUGCUGAUGGCUAGAUUCUUUGUCUCGUUUUUGAAGCCGAGCUUGGUUUGAGAGUGGAUAGAAAAAGGAGCUGGAUGGGCCUCCAGCAAGUUUGAAAGGUUCACCUGAGUCCUGGACAGGUGGAAUGGAGCAGUGCUUCACAAACUUUUAUGUGCCUUAGAAGGUGGUUGAAGGUGGAGAUUGGAAAUUUGCAUUUUUAACAGGCUCCCUGGUGUUCUGAUGCCAUGGUUAUUUCUUUCACUCAGCAGAUGUUGAGCACCUAAUAUGUACCAUGCCCUGAUAUAGCACUGAACAGGACAGGCAUGUUCCUGCCCUCUUAGGAUUCACCAUUUAGUGGAAAACAUAGACAUGGGAUCGUUACACAACUAAUUAUUUAAAUUACAAUUGUGAUCAGCACCUCAAAGGAGAAAUACGAAGUGCUGUAAGAGCAUUUAUUAGUUUCUCAAACCUAGCAGCAGAGACCUUUCCUCCAAGGAAGUAUGUUGGACUUCUACAGAAGCUGAAACACAUCCAAGAAGAAAAUUUCCUACCCACUGAAGCACCUUCUGGGAACCUGAGAGCUCCGUGGAACAGAAUUAGAAAACUACUAAUCUCCAGUUCUCUGUAGUGGAUGCUGUGGUGGGCUACAUAGAUGGAGGCACUCAUUCCUUCCCCCGACCCCGAGCUCCACUGUUGGCUGCUGAAAGAUUUCAGCUGAGCCCCUCUCUGGUUGAAAGGAGCUACCUAGCUCAAGGUUUUGCCCCCUACAGGCAGUCUACCUCCAAUAGUUGGUUGAUUGGAGAUGGGUAUACAGAGACCUGGCUCCUUUGCCUCCAUUUGAAACAACUCCAAAGGAUUAUCCCAGUUCCAGAGCUCCAUGUAGGAUUAAGUGAGGCCUCUGUUACAGCUUCAUUACAGCCCAACUUCUCCUUUUGUCCAGUCUUGCUUCUCAUUCUUCUAUGACCUUGAUCCCCAAUAAACCUCCUGUAUGUAAAUUUCUAUCUCAGAGUCUGAUUACCAGUAUACUUGACCUAAGAUACCCUCUUAUGACAGAUGGUGAAACUGAAGACCAGAGAGGGGAAAUGACUUGCUCGAGGUUUCACAAGCCUGUACCUUCGUAGUUUGUCACCCCCUGUCCCAGAGUCCUAUAACUUCUCUCUCCACUUUCUCUUCCUGAGGUUGGAGGUAACAGCUGCAAUGCUGAGAGAGGCAGAAUACAGUCUCACUCCCAUCUCCACCCAUAUGGCUGGAGGCCUCGGGCAAGUCACUUCCCUCUCUGGGGAGAAGGUCAAGUACACAGUCUGUGUGCCCCAUUUUCUUUCAGAUCCGCCUGGGCGUGGUGCCCCCGGUCCUGCAAGAAACUGUCUCAACUGGUUAUGGCAUCGGAAGCCCUUUGCCUCAUGUCUGAAUCAGCUCUGACCCUGCGAUGGGUUCCCAUCGAUUCUGUCUCAUUUCUGAGUAUCCAAACUCACAUUUCCAGAAGGAAUGCCUUUUCCUUGUUCCCAUGUCCCGGGCCCUUCCUAAUGCUGACUGUUUGGCAGUAAAUGAGACAGACACAGCCCUGGCCCUCAAGGGCCUUAUAGUCCAGUGGGAAAGACAAACAUCGCACAAAUAAUUGUGAUAAAUCCUGGAGAGAAAAGCACAUGUUGCUACUGAGGGAUACAGCACUCUGGACCUGAAGGGUAAGAAGGGAUUGGCCAAGGAUAGGAGGUGAAAGGAGAGUGUGGAGCAAAGGUUUCUGGCCGAGGAAGCAGCAUGGGAGAAGAUUUGAAGCAGGAAUGAGAAGGCUGCGUGGUAAGGAGAGUGGGAGAAGGGUGAGACUGGAGAAGGGAGCCCAGGGCGGAUCCAGCAGGGCCUUGCAGGGCACAUUAAGAAUUUUGGACUUUGUUCUAUGGACAAAAUAAAGUUUUCAAAGCAAAUUUUGUUGUUUAUUACAAAAUAGAUAAUAUUUAUUAGAAGAGGGAGUGGAGAAGGCAGUAAGACUUAUUUAGGAUUCCCAAUGUGGUGCAGUGACAUUUUAGCUCUUCAACACUUCAAAGAGGUCCUUUGCAGAGGAUUUACCCAAUGCAAUGCAUCUUUCGAUUUCUUGACUGCUGCUUCCAUGGCUCUUGAGUAUGGAUCCAAGUAAAAUGAAAUCCUUGACAACUUCAAUCUUUUCUCCGUUUAUCAUGAUGUUGCUCACUGGUCCAGUUGUGAGGAUUUUUGUUUUCUUUAUGUUGAGGUGUAAUCCAUACUGAAGGCUGCGGUCUUUGAUCUUCAUUAGCAAGUGCUUCAAGUCCUCUUCACUUUCAGCAAGCAAGGUUGUGUCAUUUGCAUAAUGCGGGUUGUUAAUGAAUCUUUCUCCAAUCCUGAUGCUACUUUCUUCUUCAUAUAGUCCAGCUUCUCGGAUUAUUUGCUCAAUAUACAGAUUGAAUAGGUAUGGUGAAAGGAUACAACCCUGACGCACACCUUUCCUGACUUUAAACCACAUGGUAUUCCCUUGUUCUGUCCGAACAGCCGCCUCUUGAUCUAUGUAA